CCGAUUCCUUGCCUCUUCCCCGUUUAAAUCAUGGAGCAUCAGCCGCUGUUCCCUAUUCCCGGCAGCCGAGCCCCUGCGCGCGCAUCCUCCCGCGCAGUCCCCAGCGCCACCGGCCAACCUCGCCGGCCGAGCUUCCUCGCCUUCAAUCCUUAAGCCGUCGCGCCCCUCAGCUCGCUGGCCGUGACCUCGCCAAGGUUUUUCCCAUGGCCGGCUCACUGCUCAACCCAAACCGAGGUCUUGUACGAAACAGCAUCUCCCAUGGCCGCUGCGUCGCGUUCCUUGUGCUAGCGCAGCUGAACGUCAUACUGCGCAGUGUUUUGUCCGACGUCGAGCUUAGCUCAGUCUCUGUUUCUCUGUGCACGUCGAGUUCCUUGCCGCGCGCUGAGCUUUCUGUCGGUCUCCAACUCGCCAUGGUGUCCAACUCCUGUACCAACCGUGACCUACGCUUGGUCUUCCUAGCUGCGUUGACCUGCGUCGACCUCUGCUCACUUCGCUCGGGAUGUCGUGCUGGGUCGCUCCAUACUUGGUGCACACCCAGCCGGGCGUCGCGAUGUUGUGCACCAUGUGUCACCCGUCAUCCUCAUCCUCACCAUGGCCAGCAGCUUCAAAAACAUGGACGCCCAAGCCUUUUCCCCAUCUUUCACGCCCACCUCGGUCUUCAUCCUCAACCUUUGCCAGGAAUUCGGUUAAUUGGGCGAACCAGAAGAUCUCCAGAAUUUUAUGGAUGAAGAAGAAAAUAAAGUCGAAGAGUGACGCUCGCUACAUGCUCGACGAAAGGCGUGAACUGAAGAUUUAUCACUAUUCCUCAAUUGCCGAAUUAAAUUUUAUUGAGGUGAGUGAUUCGCUACUCCUCCAUAAUAGAUCGAAGCAUGGAAUGGUUUCGUAUAUUAGAUGCGAUAAUUUUCUUGUCGUGGUUAGGAUGCGUUGUGGCUGUAUUAAAUAUUCGUUGAUGUAUCAUAUGUGCGAUGUAUGUUUGAAUUGGUGACGAGAAGGAUAGGUCUAGUAUUUUUAUUGACUAGCCAU
Molecule: messenger RNA, 1023 nt
Organism: Zea mays
Lineage: Eukaryota; Viridiplantae; Streptophyta; Magnoliopsida; Poales; Poaceae
Exons: 1
Coding region: 204-728 (174 amino acids)
Source: RefSeq, a predicted model, not a curated record